Ipomoea nil (Japanese morning glory) is the source of this 261-nucleotide messenger RNA. RefSeq names its product phytanoyl-CoA dioxygenase-like. The record is from RefSeq and is a predicted model, not a curated record. Bases 22 to 246 code for a protein of 74 amino acids. Lineage: Eukaryota; Viridiplantae; Streptophyta; Magnoliopsida; Solanales; Convolvulaceae. The transcript has 4 exons.
AGUGCAGAAGAGAAAGAAUCGAUGAGGAAGAGAAUGGAGGAGUUGCUAGAUACGUUCGAUUGCUCUUCCACCGCCUCAAUUUUCUCCACCAGGAAUCAGAAAAAUACGACUGACAAUUACUUCUUUGAAAGUGCUGAGAAGGUUUCAUUUUUCUUUGAAGAGAAAGCAUUUGGGGAUGAUGGCAACUUAAAGCAGCCAAAGCAUCUCUCAAUAAACAAAGUUGGUCACGGAGAGAUCUGUUUAUAAAAAUCGAAAUUAGCU